CACCAGUGGCGGUGACGUAAGGCAAACGCACUUCGUUCUUCCAGUUGCUGGGAAGCGAACUGUCCGCGCUCCUUGACGAAGAACACAGGGAGUGGGCACAAAGAAAGUCUCCUUUAAUGGGUUUCACGAUGCCAGAAGCAACAGAUAACCGAACACAGACUCCUCAGGUUGGGGAAGGAACUGCGUAACCGUUUAUGAUAUAAAGUAGUACACCGAGAGAAACGAUUUUCACAAUAUGGAGAAUAUUUCAAACUCCGCCAAGACAAACUCUCAAUGCAACUUUAGCGUGUACUUUUAUUACUACAGUUCUGCCAACCGGUCCGAUUUAAACUGUACGCCACCGGCUGACUAUUUCUUUUACGCAGAUCUGUACGUAGUUCUCCCGGUUAUUUACUCCGUGAUAUGUGCAGUGGGAUUAACGGGCAACACAGCAGUUAUCUAUGUCAUACUGAAGGCUCCUAAAAUGAAAACAGUCACUAACAUGUUUAUUCUGAACUUGGCAAUUGCUGAUGAUCUUUUCACAUUAGUUUUGCCCAUUAACAUUGCAGAGCAUCUCCUCCACUACUGGCCGUUUGGUGAAGUGCUCUGCAAAAUUAUUCUGAGCAUUGACCACUACAAUAUUUUUUCAAGUAUAUAUUUUCUAACGGUUAUGAGCAUUGACCGAUACCUGGUAGUACUUGCCACGGUGCGCUCAAAACGCAUGCCAUAUCGCACAUAUAGGGCAGCCAAAAUAGUCAGCCUGUGCGUUUGGUUGCUGGUGAUUCUAAUCGUAGUGCCCUUUACAGUGUUUGGAGGAGUUUACAUCAGCCCGGACGACACCGAGCGAAAAAGUUGUGUUCUAAGUUUUCCCAGCCCAGAAGGUUUAUGGUUCAAAGCAAGCCGGAUUUACACACUCUUACUGGGCUUUGCCAUUCCCGUCUCCACUAUCUGCAUACUCUACACUAUGAUGCUGUACAAAUUGCGCAACAUGAGACUAAACACUAAUGCUAAGGCGCUGGAUAAAGCUAAAAAGAAAGUGACCAUCAUGGUAUUCAUCGUACUGGCCGUUUGUUUGUUCUGUUGGACUCCAUUCCAUCUCAGCACCAUCGUAGCUCUUACCACGGAUCUGGGCACCACACCAGUUGUCAUCGGUAUUUCCUAUUUUAUCACCAGUUUGAGUUAUGCGAACUCCUGUCUAAACCCAUUCCUGUAUGCUUUCCUGGAUGACAGCUUCAGGAAAGCCUUUAAGAAGAUGCUAGAAUGUAGAGCUGGAUGAACCUAGAGCACAAGCUGAAACUUCGAAGAGUGUAGUUGCCGCAGAGUAAAAUCACACAGCCGGCUUUAGCUGAUAGACUGUGCAAGUGGACGUGGCAUUGAAGGUCAGCAUUUGUCUCCCUCUUGUGCCAAUUGUGUGAACAUCUCCUUUAUCUACAAAUGCUUCUUCAUUAGUUUCUGUUAUAUUGCUAUAAAAACCAUUAAGGUAAUAAAAUAUCAUUGUCUAAACAUGAGGAACGAUUAG
This is a messenger RNA of Tachysurus vachellii, 1498 nucleotides long. RefSeq names its product neuropeptides B/W receptor 2b (gene npbwr2b). Lineage: Eukaryota; Metazoa; Chordata; Actinopteri; Siluriformes; Bagridae. The transcript has 2 exons. Gene Ontology annotation, molecular function: neuropeptide binding; neuropeptide receptor activity. Gene Ontology annotation, biological process: neuropeptide signaling pathway. The record is from RefSeq and is a predicted model, not a curated record. Gene Ontology annotation, cellular component: neuron projection; membrane. The coding region runs from base 236 to 1255 and encodes 339 amino acids.